AUGGCAGCAACUGAUAUGCAACGAAACGUUACUGAAAUGAACACUGAUCGUGGUGGAGCUUUCGAUUUCUCCAACUGUAUCAGGAAUAUGGCUAUGGUCAAGAUGGGAGCAAAUCCACCCAAGCUGCGAUCUACUGGUACAACCAUUGUUGCUGCGACAUAUCAAGGCGGGCUUGUGAUGGGCGCUGACUCUCGAGCAACUGCUGGUAACAUUAUUGCUGACAAACACUGCGAAAAAGUGCACUAUAUAACUGAUGCCAUCUAUGCUUGUGGAGCAGGAACUGCUGCUGAUCUUGAUCAGGUGUGCAAAAUGAUAUCAGGUGACUUGCGUCUUUUCGAAAUUCAAACCGGACGUAAAGCCCGUGUUAUUACUGCUUUACGUAGAGUUAAGCAGCACUUGUUCAAUUAUGGUGGACACGUUGGUGCUUAUUUGUUAAUUGGUGGUGUAGAUCCAACAGGGCCACAUCUCUAUGAAUGCUCAGCCAAUGGAACAACUAUGGCUAAGCCUUUUGCAGCUCAAGGCUCAGGUAGUUAUGCCGCUAUCACAAUACUUGAAAGAGAUUUCAAACCAAAUAUGACUGAGGAACAAGCAGUUGAGUUGGUUCAGAAAGCUCUCCAUGCUGGUAUGCAUGGCGAUAACGCUUCUGGUAACAGUUUGAAUUAUGUUGUGAUUACCAAAGAGAAAUCGGCCUUCACGGGACCUAUCGUUCCUGACUUCUGUAAGAAACCUGAACCUGUUGAUUUGGAUUACAAGUUCAAGAAAGGAAGCACCAAAGUGCUGAAACAGAAAACAAUCAAAUACGACAUUGUAGAGUCUAUGGAUAUGAGCAGCUAA
Auanema sp. JU1783 is the source of this 834-nucleotide messenger RNA. The record is from the annotation of a GenBank genome assembly. NCBI's taxonomy places the organism in Eukaryota, Metazoa, Nematoda, Chromadorea, Rhabditida, Rhabditidae.